GGCCGUCCGCGGCACCUCCCCGCGGGAGCGGGCGGGGCUCCUCUCCUUUGCGCCAUGAUGAACAAAUGACCUCGCGGGGAAUGAAAUUUAAGUUCCACCGGGGAGAGAGAGUUCUCUGCUUCGAGCCCGACCCCACCAAAGCCAAAGUGCUCUAUGAUGCCAAGAUUGUUGAUAUUGUUGUUGGAAAAGAUGAGAAAGGCAGAAAGAUUCCAGAAUAUCUGAUCCAUUUUAACGGUUGGAACAGAAGCUGGGAUAGAUGGGCAGCUGAAGAUCAUGUUCUUCGGGAUACAGACGAAAACCGCAGAUUACAGCGUAAAUUGGCACGGAAGGCUGUGGCUCGCAUGAGAAGAAAGGGAAGAAAGAAGAGACGUUGCAGGUUGCCUGGUGUUGACUCUGUGUUAAAAAGCCUUCCUGCUGAGGAAAAUGAUGAGAGUAGCGAAAACUCUAUAAGUAGUUCUUCUUCUGAUGACAGUGAUGAAGGAACAGAUGAAGAAAUAAAAAGUGAAGAAAGUGACAUAGAUGAGAGGACAGAAAUGAAAGAAGAACAAGACGCUCAUACAAAAAGGGACAUGGAAGAAAGAGCAAUAAGCAUAGAAAUUCCUGAAGUCUUGAAAAAGAAACUUGAGGAAGACUGCUACUAUAUUAAUAGAAGAAAAAGGCUAGUGAAGCUUCCUUGCCAAACAAAUAUAAUAACCAUCUUGGAGUCAUAUGUAAAACACUUUGCAAUUAAUGCUGCUUUUUCAGCCAAUGAAAGAUCUCGGCACCAUCAGAUGACUCCACAUGCUAAUAUGAAUCUUCAUUAUGUGCCACCAGAGAAGAAUGUCGAGCUAUGUAAAGAGAUGGUGGAUGGGCUGAGAAUAACCUUUGACUUCACACUUCCCUUAAUUUUGCUCUAUCCUUAUGAACAAGCUCAGUUUAAGAAGGUGACUUCAUCAAAAUUCUUUCUUCCUAUCAAAGAAAAUUCAACAAAUACUAACAGAAAUCAGGAGGAACUUUCCCCAAGCCCUCCUCUGUUGAAUCCACCCACGCCUCAGUCGACUGACAGCCAGCCCACCACAGGGGAGCCAGCCACGCCGAAAAGGCGAAAAGCUGAACCCGAAAUCCUGCAGUCGCUCAGGCGUUCGACGCGCCACAGCUCCAAUUGUGACAGGUUAUCAGAGAGCAGCGCGUCCCCACAACCUAAACGGCGGCACCUCGAGACCCCAGCCUCUAUGCCAAAGCUCUUCCUGCACCUGGAAAAAAAAACCCCUGUCCAUAGCGGGUCGUCUUCACCUAUAACUUUGACUCCUAGCAAAGAAGGGAGCACGGUGUUUACUGGCUUUGAAGGUAGAAGAAACAACGAAUUGAAUGAGGUUUUGUCCUGGAAAUUGAUGCCAGAGAAUUAUCCACCAAGUGAUCAACCACCGCCUCCUUCAUAUAUCUAUGGAUCUCAACAUUUGCUGAGGAUGUUUGUAAAGCUACCAGAAAUACUGGGGAAGAUGUGCUUUCCUGACAAAAACCUAAAGGCUUUAGUAAAACACUUCGAGAUGUUUCUGAGGUUUCUAGCAGAAUACCAUGAUGAUUUCUUCCCAGAAUCUGCUUAUGUAGCUGCAUGUGAAGCCUACUACAGUACUAAAAAUCCUCGGGCAAUCUACUGAAGCUAUUAAUAAAGAUUAAUCCUACUAUACAUAGCCCAUGACAAUGGUAUUCUGCUACAUGGCUACAAGCUGAAAAAGGAAUUAAAACAACUUCUGGAGUUGAAGACAUUGGAGAACAUCUUUGUGAUUGUUGGAUUACUCAGGAAUGGAGAACUACUUUUCCGAGAUGUGUAUAGACACUGGUGUGAGUCACUUAGAGGAUUGGAUAUAAAUCUGACUCCAGAUGAAUGAAGAAGCCUUGUUCUGACUUUUACUGCACAGGACUGCACAGGCAUAAUAAAAAGCAAAGGAGGCAAAAGCAGAUGCAUUGGCAACAGGACAUUUUCAUGAAGAUAAAUCACCAUGCUGUGUUUCAUUGUAGCUCAGCCUCUAAAGCCUGAGGACUAAGACUUGACUAAACAGUUACAUGAAGAGAAUGUGUAACUGGUAUCUUAUGGAUUGUUUUCCUCACAAAUUACAUUUCAUUUGUGGAACUGUCAUGAUAGAAAGGAUUGCUUAAUGUAAAGGUGGCUUUGCUAUUUGGCUAGCAUGACAUCUGCCUCAAAAAUGACUUUGUUGCUUGAAUGAAAGAUGUGUUGCUGACUUUGCAUUUUGCAAAGGUGUAUAAAGCCUUUCCAUGGUAAAGCUGACAGGGUUCCAAGCAGACCAUACACUGCCAGGGAUUCUGCAUUUACCUGGCAAUAAAUGAUUUCCAGAACCAUUAUGAAAGAACUGAUUUUCUACAAAUAAAUGGGAAAGUCAGUGAAGCCAUCGCAGUUUAAUUGGCAGACUUCUUUUCCUAAUAAAGUUCACGGUGGCUGCUGUGUGGAUGUGUGA
Corvus hawaiiensis (hawaiian crow) is the source of this 2453-nucleotide messenger RNA. RefSeq names its product MSL complex subunit 3 (gene MSL3). Gene Ontology annotation, cellular component: NuA4 histone acetyltransferase complex; nucleus; MSL complex. Bases 66 to 1637 code for a protein of 523 amino acids. Gene Ontology annotation, biological process: chromatin organization; regulation of DNA-templated transcription. The transcript is spliced from 13 exons. The record is from RefSeq and is a predicted model, not a curated record. NCBI's taxonomy places the organism in Eukaryota, Metazoa, Chordata, Aves, Passeriformes, Corvidae.